This is a messenger RNA of Sarcophilus harrisii (Tasmanian devil), 1459 nucleotides long. RefSeq names its product twist family bHLH transcription factor 2 (gene TWIST2). The transcript has 3 exons. Bases 163 to 645 code for a protein of 160 amino acids. The record is from RefSeq and is a predicted model, not a curated record. Gene Ontology annotation, molecular function: RNA polymerase II transcription regulatory region sequence-specific DNA binding; DNA-binding transcription factor activity, RNA polymerase II-specific; protein dimerization activity. NCBI's taxonomy places the organism in Eukaryota, Metazoa, Chordata, Mammalia, Dasyuromorphia, Dasyuridae. Gene Ontology annotation, biological process: regulation of transcription by RNA polymerase II; developmental process.
CCGGGCUCCGCACCUCCCUCACUUCUGACAACUAUUUAGCAACGGAGCCCAGCUAAAGUUUCCAAAAAAGUUAGAAUAACUUCCUCUCUCAAAGACCUCAAUUUUGCACAACCCGUCCUUGAAAUAAGAGACUUUCGAGAAACUUGGAAAACGUCGGAAAGAAUGGAGGAAGGUUCCAGCUCUCCGGUGUCUCCCGUGGACAGCUUAGGCACCAGCGAAGAGGAGCUCGAGAGGCAACCCAAGAGGUUUGGCAGGAAGAGGAGGUACAGCAAGAAAUCCAGUGAAGAUGGCAGCCCCACCCCGGGCAAGCGGGGGAAGAAGGGCAGCCCCAGCGCGCAGUCCUAUGAGGAGCUGCAGAGCCAGCGGAUCUUGGCCAACGUCCGGGAGAGGCAGAGGACGCAGUCCCUGAACGAAGCCUUCGCCGCCCUGCGCAAGAUCAUCCCCACGCUGCCCUCGGACAAACUCAGCAAAAUCCAGACCCUGAAGCUGGCCGCUCGCUACAUAGACUUCCUCUACCAGGUGCUGCAGAGCGACGAGAUGGACAAUAAGAUGAGCAGCUGCAGCUACGUGGCCCACGAGAGGCUCAGUUACGCCUUCUCCGUGUGGAGGAUGGAAGGCGCGUGGUCCAUGUCGGCAUCCCACUAGCUCGGCGCCCGACACUCCCGAGAAGCCCGGCUGCUCAAGGGAUUGCCCAGUGUGUCUGAGGGUGAAGUGGAAUUGGGACAUCUCCAAGUUCAUAACUUCUGAAACCUUAACAACCUCAAGGAAUCUGGUCCAUAAGACCUUGCUUGACCUCGCAGCUCUGAGCUCCUGCAGAGCAUUGAGACUAAGUGGAAAAACAGCCCCGAAGCUAAGCAGUCUUCGAAAGCUCUUCAACAUCUCUCCUGAGGGACAUUCCCCCAAUGUUGACCUGUGUGUCCUGGUCGUUUUUGCUGUUCCUAUUGUUUGUCGUGGAUGUGUGUUAAUGUUUUGUUCAUUCUGGGUUUGGGUUGUUUCGUUUUGUUCUCUGAAAAUCAUGAGAUUCAGGAACACAUAUAAGAGAAAUCUUGGUUUUGGAAUUGUUUUUCCUUUUACUGUGUUCUUUUUUUAAUGUAUAUUUUUUUAAUGAAAGAAAGAUGAAUUCUUGUACAGUUCUGUUUAAACUGGACCAAGGCUCUCAGAAGAAGUGGUUACCCCCACCUCUGACCCUUCCUUCUCCCAUGAUUCUUGCAUGAUGAUUUCAAGUAAGCCUGGAAUACAGACUCUCAGAUGCUCCUCCCCUUUCUCAACUCUCCCCAACUUGCUCAGCUCGCCAGUUCUUUUUUUUUUUUUUUUUUUUUUAGUAUUUUCUAUUUCAAUGUAUAUGUUGCUUAUUUGUUUAUUUAUUGAGAUAUUUUUAACAAGCUAAGAGACUGCAAUUUCGCUGUGUAUACUGCUUCUCUUGCCAAUAACAAAUAAAGAAGCCAUGCAGUUGCUCAUC